Messenger RNA from Larimichthys crocea (large yellow croaker), 1131 nucleotides. RefSeq names its product NSE1 homolog, SMC5-SMC6 complex component (gene nsmce1). The record is from RefSeq and is a predicted model, not a curated record. The transcript is spliced from 8 exons. Lineage: Eukaryota; Metazoa; Chordata; Actinopteri; Sciaenidae. Gene Ontology annotation, cellular component: Smc5-Smc6 complex; nucleus. Gene Ontology annotation, molecular function: ubiquitin-protein transferase activity. Bases 284 to 1027 code for a protein of 247 amino acids. Gene Ontology annotation, biological process: double-strand break repair via homologous recombination.
GUUUGUGUUUUGUUCGUUGAGCAGCAGGUGGCGCUGACGCACCGUCAGGCCACAGCUACCGGAAGUCGACAAGAAGAAGAAGAAGAAGAAGAAGGAGGAGGAAAAACAAGUGGCGCGCACUUCAGCUAAACUUGUUCCCGACUUAUUUUAACUUUUAGAAACGUUUCUGCCAAACAUUCAACAGCCGAGCAGCCGUGAAAGCAAAUCACCGAUAAAACAUCCGUUAAGCGACAACAACAUCCGGGCAGCUGUUUGCUGACGUCACGGAGGUCAGUCCAACAACAUGUCACGACAGAUGGGAGACAGCCAUCGAAGGUUCCUGCAGACCAUGAUGUCCAGUGGCAUCGUUGAUGAACACGGGGCAAAGACUCUCUAUCAACACUGCUGUGAAAAGCACAACACACAGCACGCCCCCGACAGACUGGAUGAUUUUAUUGAUACCAUCAACUCAAAGCUGCAGCCCCUGUUCAUGCAGAUUAGAAAAGGGAUGUCUGAAGACAACGGUCACCAGUACUAUGCCUUGGUAAACAUGGCUGAGACCGAUGUCACCAGGAUGUCGUCGGAUUAUGCUGACAAUGAGCUGGAGCUGUUCGGGAAAACGAUCGACCUGAUCGUGAGCUCUGAGAAUGGCAAAGCGUCCUCCACAGACAUUCUGAACAGCGCUGACACCCUGACCACCAAAAAGCUGAAGAAGAGCGAGACGGAGCACCUCUUGAACCGACUCGUGCAUGACAAAUGGCUGAAUGAGAAACGGGGUGAAUACACUUUGUCCACCAGAUGUAUUAUAGAGAUGGAGCCAUACAUUCGCACAAUGUAUCAGGACCAGGUUAAAGUGUGCCACAUCUGUCACAACAUCGUCUUCCAGUGCCAAAUCUGUGAGAAUCCUACAUGUGGCAUAAAAAUACACAACCCAUGUGUGGCCAGAUACUUUAAAGGACGAUCAGAGCCACGGUGUCCGGCAUGCGAUGACUUCUGGCCACAUGAAAUCCCUGAAGUCCGACGGCUCCACUCUCAGUCCAGAAGAUGAGGACUUCAGUUUUGUAUUUUUAAAAUGUCUUUGUAGUAAACCAAUUUGUUAAUAUACAUGUCUUUAAUUAAGAUUUUUUACAAAAAUAAAUAUGUUUCACAAAA